This is a messenger RNA of Halichondria panicea, 1332 nucleotides long. Its product is annotated as N(6)-adenine-specific methyltransferase METTL4-like. Gene Ontology annotation, cellular component: nucleus. Bases 122 to 1255 code for a protein of 377 amino acids. Gene Ontology annotation, biological process: methylation. NCBI's taxonomy places the organism in Eukaryota, Metazoa, Porifera, Demospongiae, Suberitida, Halichondriidae. The record is from RefSeq and is a predicted model, not a curated record. The transcript has 9 exons. Gene Ontology annotation, molecular function: nucleic acid binding; methyltransferase activity.
AUCUUUUAGCCUCGAUACCAGGCCGCACUGAAGAUGAGGUUUAGGGCUGGUUUGGUCUCGAGCUCGAGCUAGCUAGCUGAGUGGGGAUGUAUAAUCAUAGAUAGAGUACUCAAUCUAUGGUAUGAUGUCCAUCACUGGCAGUACUGUUGUGGCUGAAAAUAAAGCUGGAGUGCUCCUUACGUACCUACCAUCCGUACAGUCCACUCUGGUAGAGGAUCCUUAUGGUCACUGCAAGCCAUCAGUCAAAAAGAAACGCAAACGAAAGACAGAGAGGAUGCUAAACAAAGGAGAGUUGGAGCUACAGAAACAUCAUAGUCAGAUUUCAGAAUGGUUGUCGAGUUGCCACCUGUCUCUGUCCUCAUUGGGUACGCAAAAUGGCUACUUCCCUGUUACUCAACCACAGCUAUCUUCCACACCUCUCGCAACAGUUCCUGAGGUUGACCUGGUCUCGCUGUGUAAUCUCGAUGCACUGACCACAGCACAAGAAGAAACCAGCACCUACAUUUUAAAAGGUGAUGAAGACAGUGUGGAACUAUUUGGUCAUGUGAUAUCAAACAAAGGAUCAUGUGAUGUCACUGUGUCCGCACUAGGAGUGAGGUUCACUGUCCCAGGUCAGAGUUCAUUUCUGUUAUCUGAUGUGAGUAAGAUGCAUCAGUUGUCGACACUGCCAUCGCAGUCCUUCGGUCUAGUUGUGAUGGACCCUCCCUGGGAGAACAGAUCGGCCAUCCGAGGAAAAAAAUACUCUUGGUUGAGUAACCUUCAGCUGAUAGAUCUCCCGGUACCAGGGCUACUGAUUGAGGGGGCGGUGGUGGCGGUCUGGGUGACUAACAAGAGGAGCAUUGCUCAGUUUGUCAGAGAGAUAUUGUUUCCACACUGGGACAUUGAGUACAUCGCAGAGUGGCUCUGGAUAAAGGUAACGACAAAGGGUGAGCUGGUUUGGCCCAUGGACUCCGCCCACAAGAAACCAUACGAGUCUCUUCUGAUUGGUCGAUUGAGAAGCGCUAACGAGAGUGACUCCCCCAGUGGACCCCCCACCAAGAUAAGGAGAAUAGCCUCAGGGAAGCUACCCCCCACCCAGUACUCCCUCAUGGCCGUCCCUAGCUGCAUUCACUCUCAGAAACCAUAUCUUGGAGAUGUGCUGGAUAGGUACGCUCCCAAUGGUGGGGGGAGACUGGAAUUGUUUGCCAGGAACCUGCUACCAGGCUGGACCUCUUGGGGAAAUGAGGUGCUCAAGUUUCAAGUACAGAGAACUUGAACUAUUACACAUGCAUGUAUACUCAGCACACCAUACUUAUGCUAUACACUCAUUCUCAUUGGCACAUUUUCAAUUUA